AUGGUGUCUGCAGCUAUUCACAAUGAGGAAGUCUAUCCGUAUGGAGGAAGUGUUCCGCUGAACCUGGCCAGACUGCAUGCCUCAGUGGCCCACUACUCCCUGCAGCAUGGGGACGACGACUAUCUGGUGAAGAUUGUCUGUGUCUCAGACUGCCACGAGGCAGCACAGCUGGUCCGCACCAUCUCCGAGGACACUCGGAAACAGAACGAGGGUGUAAAUGACCAGGAUUGGAGCGAUAGGGAGUGGAUAGCGGAUGACAUGGAAAUGCGCGAAAGAUUUCUUUUGGGAUUUCCUUGCCUCAAUUCAUUCAGUGCUCUACUGAUGUUAAGAAGACAUCCUCUGAGACAACUCCUGAUGCUAAACUUGACCCAGCUCCAAGAACAGUUUCCUUGGCUACCACUGAAAGUUGCAAAGUUCUUUACAGAAAUGUGUCACGUGUGUUUUCAACCCAACCUGUCUGUCCAUCCUCUUACUACUGGUGGUAGUGAGGCUAGCAACCACUGGCAGAACUCAGAGGGAAUCCACACUUACAACGAACCCACCACAGCCAUCAACCUAGAUGACAGUCUCCAGUAUACUACUGAAGAAAGCUACCCAACCAGUGCUGUCAAUCAUGAUACAGAGCCACAGCACACUCAACAGCUACUGCUACCUUCAUUCCCCACUGGUACAUCAGCUCUCUGGUCGUCUGAGGAGAACAGUGACAUGCCAGGUCUCCUCACUUCACAGCCUGUCACUGCCAACGAACCCACUUCCAUCGUACAUCAAUCUCCUAACACUGAGUUGGUUGAAGAGAGAGUGUCUGAUUUUAAUCACUUCACUCCUCAGCAACGUCACCAAAGGUUUCAAAACACACAGCUGCCACACGAUAAAAAUCAAAGUGGCCAAAACUACUCCACAACAACAUUUGUUACUACAACCAUGGGCAAGAGUCCUUCUCCGGCCCAUAUCUCCCUCUUUGAGCCCCGGACCACUAGCUCUCCUUCAGGAGGUGCAGACGGCUCGGCCAAGUUGAGUGACCACCACUUCCUUGUGCCCGAGAACCUCUACAAGGAGUAUUAUGGGAACGACCCCAUGCCUCCGAGACUGCUCACCAGUGGUAUGGUGAGGAGAACGCCGCGUCGUCAACCUAUCAAGUCUCUCGACCUGGACAUUGGCCCAAGUCCACUGAGAGAGGGGCCUCGUUUACAGGCUAACGACAGGGCCGCAGCCCUCGACAAUGGCUCUAGAUACACAGAGAGCACAGUCAGUAGCGGGCAAGGGGUGUCAGAGGGUGUGUCGUAUUGGCCUGGUGGGUGGGCUAAAGUUCAGGGAGUUGAGGGUCUGAUGACGUUUCACUCCAGGCAGAGCUCGGGUGGGCGAGAGCCCCGAGUAAAGUCUCCUCUGUUUUCAGACACAUCCCCGGGAGCUACGAGUCAGAGAUUCAGACAAAAGAGACCUCUUCCAAGGAGCCCCUUAUUUGACUGCCGAGUGCCCAACCAAUCCAUAUCACCUCAGAGCGGAGGAGCAGAGUCCUCCCUCUUCCCAUCUCCUAACGUUAGUCUCGGAUCAGUGAAACUUAGCCCUCUGCGCAAGCGACGACUCGUCUACAAGAAACUUCCCUGCAGCUUGGAUGGACAGACCAAACUAGCCUUUGAGUAACAUUAGAAUUGCACGACAUGUAUACAUACGUAUGGAUACAUUUGCAGUUAUUUGACAUAAAAAUACCUGACAGAAAAGGGUGAUUUAAGGUAUCAUGCAUACUUCAGUGUAGUUUAAACAUAAAAAUACCCGAGAAAAACCAAGCGGAAAAGGGUGAUUUAAAAGGUAUAUGUAUAUACUUGGAUGCAGUUAUCAAACAUAAUAUAUACCUGAUAGAACCAAAAGAAAAAGGGUACUUGAGUGUUGCAACAUAUAUGCUUCCGUUAGUUAUUUGCCCAGGGAUCACCCGGGGAAAUUGGUCCCAUUUCAAUUUCAGCCACCUGAUGAUCAGGCAUAGUCCCAUUGCCUCCCUGUGAGUGAGUGAAGCUCCCUGUCCCACUGUUUGUGGUGGUUCCACGGGUUUCAUUGCACACACAUCCUCACCAGUGGGCGUCUCUUUAACAUUCAUGUACACUGCUUCGGGGGUACUGCCCCUCACUUUUACGCUCUGGGAGAAUUUCAUGAUGGGGGUUAUCGGGUCUUUUCCAGCACACGUGGAUAGAUCACGUGGUAGAGUCGCAGCCUUUGGCAGAGGAAUUUCGUAGUUUUGUGCCAGUGCUGCAGCUUUGGCCGGGGGCUUCUUAAAGUUUGGUAGGACAGUCUCGUAGUUGUGUGUCAGGUCAGGUGGUGUCCUGUACACAAUAAUAAUAAAACAGCAGGUGUGUAAUGAUUGCAGAGGCCAGCAAAACUCACCCACUUUGAGAACCCUUCAUCGACCUUUUACUGAAAGUGGUGGCUGUGAAAUGAAUGAAUAAAAGGCCGUAUAUUAUAUAGUCACUACUGAUGCCAUCCAUGGGACAGUGAAAGGAAAACAGGGUUUUGUGAAUGUUGAUGAAACGUUGGCCUCUUCCCAAAGUACACAACCUUUUCCCUGGUGGCAUUUGUGCAUGCAUCAUGAGGGCAUUCACAUUUGGGAUAUUGAAACAGACGUGUAUGCAUCCUUCUUUCAAAGAGGACACACAAUAAAUUACAGCCACACUUCGUAAAGCCUACGGUGCCACUAAGCUGAAAGUAGUAUAGUUAUGGAGUACCCUGACCAGUUCACUACUAGUUCGGUAUGCACUGUAUUCUUAUCCAGUAAUAAUUAUGCCUACUAUAAUCGUAAAA
Messenger RNA from Geodia barretti, 2787 nucleotides. Lineage: Eukaryota; Metazoa; Porifera; Demospongiae; Tetractinellida; Geodiidae. The record is from the annotation of a GenBank genome assembly.